Molecule: messenger RNA, 1983 nt
Organism: Aureobasidium pullulans EXF-150
Lineage: Eukaryota; Fungi; Ascomycota; Dothideomycetes; Dothideales; Saccotheciaceae
Exons: 2
Coding region: 1-1983 (660 amino acids)
Source: RefSeq, a predicted model, not a curated record
AUGGCGGCUGUGGGCAAAUUCGUGUUUGUCAACUAUACUGGCGAACCAGACGUCGAAGCCAAGCAAUCUUUGCCAACCGUAAGACAGCAUGUUAUGCAUGACUUUUUCCGGCGGCAAAGGGAGGCAGAUAACGGCGCUUCUACUGAAGAAGUUCCUGCGCCAGAGGUUUCAGCUGCAAAGACCAAAGAGUCCCGGCGGCGAAAUACCAACACUCGUCAGGCUGCGUCUCAGCCGCGCCCCAAGCGCUCUUCCGUAAAAAGAGCAUCACGAGCACGCAAGGAUAAUCCUCAACUGCACCGCCAGUCAUCGUCCUCGUCGACCGAGUUGGUAUUUCUUCAAGAGUAUCCCGAAGGAAGUUCGAUAUCAUCCGGCAGGACUCCAUCUCUUGACGAUACUGAUUCAUCUCCCCUUGGCUUCACCGACACGCUUGGCUAUACGGACUCAUCAUCGCCUUUGUUUUCCGUUACACAAUCUAAUCCAUCCCCAGGCGUGUUUGACGAGCCCUCACCACAGUCCACUGCUCUUGUGCAGAUCAACGCACAAGCAUCACCCGCCUUCUUCCAGUCCGAUCAGUCCGCUUUGCUCCAAGCGCCAAACCCAUUCUUACGCAGCCCUGCGGUUCACCGUUGGGACCCAUUUAACACCUUGCCCUUGAACGGCCUUGCUGUAGAUCAACUGGCAACUUGGCACUUUCACCGGCCCAUCAACCGAAACAACAUCUGGGAGAGCAAAGUUCUUUGGCUCGAUAAGGUUGACAGCCAUUUCCGACGUGGUCUUUGGAGUAUCGCACUUACGAGUACACCGCUAUUUCAUGUCCUUCUUUGCAUUGCAGAGAUGAAACGUAGCGUGCUUACUGGAGACCGGAAUCAGAUCAGCUAUUUCGAACACAAAAUCGCUGCCAUGCGUGCAGUUUCUCAAGGUGUAUCCAGGCUGUCUAGUCUACCUCAAUUCACAGGCACGAACGGCAUGGCUCUGCCAACGGACGACACCUCAGGAUUGGCGGAAACAUCAACAGACACCUUUGUCAUGUUGGUAGCCAUCCAGGUCAACUUGGCCUUGGGCGACAAGGAAUACGAUGCAGCGAAAACACACAUGCGAUGCGUUACCGACUUGGUGAACAAAGCUGGUGGGCUCCAAUCAUUCGGCUACACACAAUGGCGUCACACGAUAUGGAAUGACCUGAAGCUUGCAUCUGCACUCUUGGAGCGGCCAAUGCUGGAAUAUGGUCUGCGUCUCGAAUCAGCCCACGCCACCUUCCCACCAGAGGUAAACAGUGAAGCCCAUCGUCUGUCGCUAGAAACCGUUCGCAUGAUCCCAACAUCAGAAACCCUGACCUCUGAAAUGGCAUACGACCUCUUCAACCGCCAACAUCAACUCUGCCUCUCCUUCGAUACCACACUGACGGAAGAAGCACACUUCCUCGCCGUCGAGAACGCCUUCUACUCCAUCGUGUACAACCUUUGCAACUCCAUCGCCGAUAGCCAGACACAUACCGAAUGCAGCGACACAGACAUGUUGAUCCUAGGCGCACAACUCAGCACCUGGAUGUGCAUGCCCAGUCUCGUGAACAUGCGCGCACUCUUCAACACCGUCAUCAACACCAUCCAAUCAAAACUAGUCUACCGCCUCUGGAACGGUCUUAAACCAGACCUCAUCCUCCAAUGGGAAGCCACCGCAAAACUAGACUCUCUCCUCUGGAUCCUAUUCCAAGCUUCCACAGCGGCAAUCAACGUGUGCUCGUCUGGAGAAACUUGGAUGCCUAGUUACAUGUUGGAUUCUUUCUUGACGACGACCAGACAAGUUGCAGUGAGAUUGCAAAUUCACGGUCUUGCAACCUUUGAGAGGACGUUGAGAAAAUUCCCAUUCAGUGAGAAUGUGUUUGGAGAUGAUUGUAAAAUGUUGUGGUCGCAUUUGGGUUUGGAUGACGGUGCUGCUAUUGAUGGUAUGGUGUCACCGGGAUCAAUGAUUAUGGAGCAGAUGUGA